Symbiodinium natans is the source of this 4158-nucleotide messenger RNA. The record is from the annotation of a GenBank genome assembly. NCBI's taxonomy places the organism in Eukaryota, Dinophyceae, Suessiales, Symbiodiniaceae.
AUGGCCCCAGGCUCCACCUGCGAGAUCCGGUGCCGUCUUCCCUAUGCCGGUGGCAUGGGGCUAGCCACGUGUCCACCGGACAACACGGAUCCGGAAGGAGAAGCCUUCUGGACUAAGCCACUCUGCAGCUUCUUCGAGUGCCCGGAUCCGGCUGUGCAUAGCAGAAACUACACACAGGAUCCGGGCUCGCCAGUUGGCUGGCGCUGCUCAGAAGGCAUGAACGGUAUCGCAGCAAAGCGCUGUGAAAGUGCGCCGUCCCUGCCGAUGGAAGAUGCAAACUGGCCGGCCUGUGAAGUUCAGGAAGGCUUUCUGUCGGGAUGUGGCAUCCCACAGUCAUGUGUGCCGCUGGAGGCCACGGAGGUUUGGGACAGUUGCGUUCUUGACAACUCCCACUGCGGCGAGAUGGUGCCGAACAGCUUUUGCGAGGUUAGAUGCCGACCGCCUUAUGUUGGAGCUCCAACCUUUGCAAGGUGUCCUACCUUCAACAUCGAUCCGUACCAUCCGGUCGACUGGGUGCCACCCACUUGCGUCCUAGAUUGCCCAAUGCCGGAUCCUAUGCCAGAGGGAUACGAAUUGGCCCGCCAGGGUGAGGCUGGCGUGGAGAUUUUGGACGAGUGGCGUUGUGCUCCAGGCUAUAUCGGCCAGGCAGUGUCCAGGUGCGUCUUCAACAAUGACACAGAAUGCGGCGUCGGGCAGGUGCUUUCUGGAUGCUUGAAGCUGGAGCCAUGCGUGCUUCCUUCUAUGGCACAUUGCAGUGUGAACUUCUCCGAGUGCCUUCAGUUGGGCCCUGGCGAGUCAUGUUCGGUCACCUGCAAGGCAAGCUAUGCUGGCUUCAUCCGUCCAGUGGAGGAGGACGAGGACGAACUCAACGCUAGCAACUUCAGCAACUAUAGCAAUGGCAGCAAUGGCAGCUUCAUCACCAACAUGUCCAAUGCAACAUAUGACUGGCCCUCGGAGCCUCCAUUGCUCCCGGUGGACGCUGUCAUCGGGCUCUGUCCGGCUGAGAACACAAUUGCAGGACGUGAGUUCGACAUGCCGGAGCUGAUUUGUGUGUUUGAAGACUGCAUUGAUCCGCACCCGAUUCCAGAGCCGUACAUGAAGGUGCAAGCUGCCAACUCCAGUGAGGACAUGUGGAGCUGUGCUCCGGGGUUCGCGGGCAAUGCUACUGCCACAUGCGUCAUGCGGGAGGACUGUGUAGGUGAGUAUGAGCUGUCGGAAUGCCUUCCUGUUGCUCCAUGCGGUGUUCCAGUUGUUGAUCUCUGCCUCUUCCAGGCAGGUGCCCCGGGCAUGGCCAUCUGCCCGCAGAUGAACACGGAGACAGGAUACAUCUCCCUCACUGCGAGUCUCCCUGCAUCUACCUGGAAGAAGUUCAGGUCACGUGGCUUCGGGGCGAGCGUGGCUUCCAUGAACGACUUUGACCUCUUUGCUUCAACGGGCUACGCAAGUUGUGAGGAUGCUGGCACUUGCCCGGGUGAGAAUGCCACAGGUUGGACCUGCGCUGCGGGCUAUGGCGGCAACGCGACCACCACUUGCCUGAUCGAUGCAGAGAACAACUGCAGUGCCAGCUAUGUCUUCAGCGGCUGCAGCCCCCUCACCAUCUGCGCGGGCAUGCAGAAUCCUGACCUAUGCAGGUACAUACACAGUUGCAUCCCCGGGCUGCUUCCUGGCGAGCAGUGCGAGUUCCGAUGCAAGCCGCCAUCCUUCUUGGGCGAUCCAACGACAGGGACCUGCCCCAUAGACAACACGGAUCCACUUCGUCCUCCAGUUGUUCCCGUACUGCCAAGCUGCGAACCACAGUGCACGGAACCUGCAGAGCCUCCGCAAGGCUACAAUCGCUCUGGUGCCCUGUGGACAUGUGCCGACGGCUACCUUGGCUCCGCGGUGCCAAGCUGUGCUCCAGACCGGAAUUGCGUCAUGCGAUUCACUUUGAGUGGCUGCGUGGAAAAGGAUGCUCGGUUGAACUUGCAAACGCGAGCAGACAGGUCAUGGGGUACAGGGCGCUCGAAGACUCGAGUAGGUGCCCUGCUCCAGUCCACCAUUGCCAAGCAGCUGCGAGUAUGCCGGGGCCUAGCAAAUCUUAGCUAUUCUGUCGUCGUGAAGCCAGCAUGGCCACGAGAAGAGCACGCAUUGGGCGAUUUGAUUGUGACACGGAAGAGCAUGGCCAAUGGUCACGAGCUGCCCUGCCCAGCUGCUGCCCGGAGACGGCUGCCAGAUCGAUUGCCAAGUCCCAUUCUAUGGGAACUCUACAAAUGCUACCUGCCAGGUGAUGAGAACAACACGGUGCUGAAUGAUGCUCCGAGCUUCACGCUGCCCAACUGUAGCCUGCAAUGUCUCGACCCUCCCGUCAACCUUACGGAGGCAUAUGUGGAGACCCCAAAUGGUUGGGAGUGCAACGAGAGUGGCUACCUUGGAACGGUGGUAAGCUCAUGCUACGCGGACGCUUCUUGCACAGGGAUCCUGCUGCUUUCUGGUUGCCUUCCUGUGGUGCCUUGCUUGACUCCGGAUCCGCGAAGCUUUGAUGAAUGCCAGUUCAACUUCACCGGCCCGCGUCCCAGUGUGCCAAGAGGCAAAGCGAGGAGGAACAUCCAGAAGAUGCAUUUCUUGGCUUUUCUUGCGCGCCUUCUCUUCUUGCAUGUGGUCAUGAAAGGCUGUGAUGCCCUGACGCCGGGGUCCACUUGCAACGUGUCCUGCCAAGCUCCAUACAUAGGCAAGGGGAUGGAAAGUGGGUGCUUGUUGAGUGCCAGCGAACUGAGUGCUGGCGAAGUAGAGAGCCGAUCCAUGACUCUGCUUGGAGGGAGCAGUACAACCGCCAGCUGCAAGGAGAAGAACGUGAAUCCACUGGAGCCCAUCCAAUACGACAGGCCCAGCUGUGAGCUUUUGUGCCCGGAGCCGGACCCUCCACCUCCAGGCUAUGUCCGAGGGCCGGACGCGUGGACGUGUGCACCAGGCUAUACGGGUACCGCCUCUGCGAGUUGCUUCAUGGACCGUUUCUUUUCGGGCGGAGGGGCGAUCUGCAUUACGAGGAUGCGUGCUACUUCAGCCGUGCUGGUUUCCACCAAGCUGCCCGGCACAGACAACCCGGGCUUGCAAACGCACAUGGGGUCUUUAGGCGAUGUCUGUGACUACGACACCUCCAACUGCAGCCUGGUGCCGGCCGGAGGGACCUGCCAGGUGUUCUGCCGAGUGCCGAUGGGAGGUGGGCCCGCGAUUGGUCAUUGCCCGUCCACCAACACUGAUCCCAAUACCUACGUCGACGUGCAGAUGCCGAACUGCUUCCUUGACUGCCCCAUUCCGGAAGAGCUGCCAUCGGAGUAUAACAUCAGCUACACAGCCGUGCGCGCGGACGGGUUGGCCGUGUCAACAUUUUCCACUGACCCUCUGUCGGGACGACGUGCACGCAUCGAGCGCGAGGGCUAUUUCAUAUGUGCAGAGCUGCACGCUGGCAACUUGACGGUGUCUUGCUCAAUCGACCUGAAUUGCCAGUGGCGGAUCGAGUUUGCUGGCUGCAAGCCAACGGUCGCCUGCAAAGCCUUAGAUCUGAACACGCCUCCCUGUGGCCUCAUUGGCCCUGGCUGCGACGUUGUUGUCGCCGGGCGUAGCUGCGAGGCGUCCUGUGCUGCACCUUGCACGGGCGAGCCCUCGACACUCAGCUGCCCCCUUGGCAAUACAGACUCGGAGCAGAUGUUGGCUGGAAAGAUGCCCCAGUGCGUCACAGAGUGCGACUUCGUACCUCCCGGCUACCGCCGCCACAAAGCAAGUUGGGAUGGCUGGGAGUGCGCUGAGGGCUAUGUCGGAGCGGCCAGGGUAAGCUGCGUACCAUCAGGUCCUGGCCGAGUUUGCGACACUGAAAUCCUACUCGAGGGCUGCGAUGAGAUGUUGCCUUGCGGUGCAGGCGUGUACGAUGCGUGCAAAUACGACUUGAGUGACUGCAUGAACGUGCCAAGCCUCUUGUGCGCUGUUGCGAGGAGUGAGACAUGCACAAUCCGCUGCCGCUACCCGUACACUGGGCCAGACUUCAACGCGACCUGCGCCUCUGAGAACAUCGCCGCGAAUGCCGGCCUAGUUUGGGACCCUGAUCAGUGUGUGCUGGCAGAUUGCCCAGAUCCGAAUGUCACUGAGGAGAGCUCAUUCGAAUCUAGCCGGCAUUUUGCUGCUUAG